Messenger RNA from Cladophialophora immunda, 2038 nucleotides. RefSeq lists its product as uncharacterized. Gene Ontology annotation, cellular component: mitochondrion. Bases 153 to 1526 code for a protein of 457 amino acids. NCBI's taxonomy places the organism in Eukaryota, Fungi, Ascomycota, Eurotiomycetes, Chaetothyriales, Herpotrichiellaceae. The transcript has 2 exons. Gene Ontology annotation, biological process: acyl-CoA metabolic process. The record is from RefSeq and is a predicted model, not a curated record. Gene Ontology annotation, molecular function: fatty acyl-CoA hydrolase activity.
CGGGCAACAAUAUGAGCAUUCAAUACUGGAGUGGGUGACCGUCCGCCUUCUUUCCCCCGACAGAGCUAUCAGCAAUAUGUCGCCAUAAAAAUGACUCACGUCUUAUAAGCAUCCCGGCAGCAGCUUGUCACAUCGCCGACUCUCCUCCCCCAAUGCCUCGACAUUUAUUACUGUGCCUUGCGCGGGCGCGGCUCGCUCAGCAAACGACACAAAGGGCUGCCCUUACGAACCAUGCUUUGGUCCGACCCUUUCACUCUACCUUGGCAACUCGUACAGAUGGAGUCUACAAAGCUCUUACAGAGAUGCGGGUUCGAACACCAUGGAUUCAAGCACUUCGAGAAAGAAAAGAGGCGGAGAACAAUACACAUAUAGCUGCCGCGGAGAGCCCCAAAGCAGUCCUAACACCCAAGAAAAUGUCGGACAGCUAUGUCAGCCUUGUCCUGCCUCUGUCUCAAGAUCCGUGGCUGCUCGACACCUACGCGAACUAUACGGGUCAAAUUCGUAUCGGUACGUUGCUCAUGGACCUGGAUGCGCUGGCCGGCGUGGUCGCCUACAGACAUACUGGGGAAGGAGUAAGCAAUGUAACUGCGGCUGUGGACAGGAUCACAAUCAAGAAUCCUAUUAGAGAGAUUUGUGAUUUGGAGCUCAGUGGACAAGUGACCUAUGCUACCGGAAGGAGCAGUAUGGAAGUGACUCUGCAGAUCGCCAAAGCUCCCGCGCCAGGUCGGCAAGUUGCACCAGAGGAUGUCUUUAUGACCUGCGCUUUCACCAUGGUGGCACUGGACCCCAGGACCAAACGGCCCGUGAAUAUCGCUCCCCUGGAAGUCAACACCCCCGCCGAGAAGGCGCUUUUCGCCAAAGGCGAGGAGAACUACAGAAACAAGAAGACCAUGAGAUCUGCACACAUCUUGACCAAGCCACCUGAUGCAGAUGAGUCGGCUCUUAUCCACAAAAUGUGGACCGACUCUCUGGCGUAUGCGGACAGCAAGAACCCGAAGAAGCAGCCCUCCAAUGUCCUGGCCAUGUCCAGGACCACCAUCCACAGCACUCAGAUAAUGAUGCCGCAGUACAGGAACCGUCACCAUUUCAUGAUCUUUGGAGGCUUUUUGCUCAAACAGACCUUCGAACUGGCUUUCACCUGCGCGGCCUCUUUUUCACAUACCCGUCCGCGGUUCUUGAACCUCGAUCCUAGUACAUUUGAAGAGCCUGUACCCGUUGGUUCGGUGCUCUACGUCUCCGCAGGCGUUUCGUUUACCGAGCCUCACCCCAGCGGUGGUACUCGCAUUCAAGUAAUGGUGCGGACGCACGUCCGGCCUGUUGAACACCAGGACCAAGAAAGGAAGUCCACGGGAACCUUCUUUUAUACCUUUUUCUCACCAGCAGAGGUGAGUGUCUUGCCGCAGAGUUAUUCCGAGUUCAUGCGGUGGGUAGCCGGAAGGAGACGUGCCGAGAGGCUGUCAGCUAUGUUAGACGCCGAUCCGAAUCUCGUCCUCGGGAGUCUGCAUGACGAGAACGUGACGGAGUGAGAUGGUUCUUACCACCUAUAAGAUCAUAAUUGGAGAUAGCAGCCAGUUCGAUGUCUAACAAACGCCGGUCCGAGGUUGAUUAUGGCUUUAAGGAAGACGUUCCAGAUGCGUCGUCCCCGAAGAAUGACUCUGACGAGUGGAUCCUUGAAGGAGGCCCAGCUGAAGCUGGAAAAGGAUGAGGGAAUGGCCAGAAGGCGCCUGGUGUCCCCUCCUCGCUGUCUCGCCCAAGGAAUAUUGGGGCGAGGAAAGUGAGGAGCAGAGUUUGGGAGGGUUUGGAUGUUUUUGCACGUUCAAAAAGGUUGGCAAGGCAACACUGCCUCAUGUCCAAAGAGCAAACGCAGAUCAAAGAUCGCUCAGUGUGAGAGCGACGACGAUUGGAGAACACCAUUCAACGUACUUGUGCACAGCAUCGAAGUGAGCUGCAACGGUGAUAUGUUCUGGUGAUAUGUAGGGAGCUGCAAGAGUGAGAAUUUUGGUUAACAGAAAUGAACAUCUCUGAUGCUAUGGUACAA